Sander lucioperca (pikeperch) is the source of this 1292-nucleotide messenger RNA. It is a transcript of the gene spra, whose product is annotated as sepiapterin reductase a. Gene Ontology annotation, molecular function: sepiapterin reductase (NADP+) activity. The transcript is spliced from 5 exons. The coding region runs from base 115 to 927 and encodes 270 amino acids. Lineage: Eukaryota; Metazoa; Chordata; Actinopteri; Perciformes; Percidae. Gene Ontology annotation, biological process: tetrahydrobiopterin biosynthetic process. The record is from RefSeq and is a predicted model, not a curated record.
CAAAGAGGAAAACCGGAAUGAGGCAUUAAUGCAACAUUGUGGAUGCCAACUAGGCUACAUUAGAACUUCAAAGAAGAAGAAGAAAAAGAGGCCAGUCUGCUGUCAUUUAGAACCAUGUCGUCCACUGAAAGUACUGACCUGGGCCGGGCGCUCUGUAUUAUCACCGGGGCCUCCAGAGGCUUUGGCAGGACUAUAGCGAGGGAGAUGUCUCGGUUGGUGAAGCCGGGGUCAGCGCUCGUCCUGGCGGCCCGCUCUGGUGAUGACCUGCGGGCUUUGCAGACUGAGCUGGCCGAGUCGGAGGCAGGCAAAGCGGGCCUGGUGGUUGAGUGUGUCGUGGCAGAUGUGGGUCAGAUUGAGGGACUGGAGAGCAUUGUCAAAGCUUCUAAAGAAGCUUUUUCUGACGAUAUAGAUCACGUUGUACUGGUCAACAAUGCUGCCUCUCUGGGUGACGUGUCCCGCUAUGCCAAAAGCUUCACCGACAUGGCCGAGGUGGACUCCUACUUGUCUCUCAAUGUCAGCUCCUCCCUGUGCCUCACCGCCAGCGUCCUGCAGGCUUUUCCACAGCGUCCAGGCCUGCGGCGCACUGUGGUCAACAUCAGCUCGCUGUGUGCCCUGCAACCUUUCCGCUCCUGGGUGCUGUACUGCACAGGCAAGGCUGCCCGAGACAUGAUGUUCAGGGUGCUGGCAGAAGAGGAGCCGGACCUUCGUGUGCUAAACUACGCUCCAGGGCCUCUGGACACAGCCAUGCUGACGGAGGCCAGAUCCAGAACAGCAGAUCCCAGCAUCAGGACGUCUUUUUCAGACAUGUUCGCUCAGGGCCAGGUGCUCACCUGUGAGGCCUCUUGUGCCAAGCUGAUGAAGCUGCUGCUGGAAGACAGCUACACAUCAGGAGCUCACAUCGACAUCUAUGACCUAGACACAGCUUGAGUAUUUACAGCUAGAGCUGCAACUAGUGAUUAUUUUAUUAUUAAUCUGUUGAUUAUUAUUUUUUGAUUUCUUGAGCAAAUCAAUUAGGUGGUCUAUAAAUGUCAGAAAAGCGUGAAAAAUGUCGAUCAGUGUUUGCCAAAGCCCAAGAUGGCGUCCUCAAAUGUUUUGUUUUGUCUGUAAUUCAAAGAUAUUCAGUUUACUUUUACGGAAGAGUUAAGAAACUACAAAAUAUUCACAAUGAAGGAGCUGGAAUCAACAAAAUAAUUGGGGAUUUAUAUUUAUUUAAUAGUUAAUUCUAAUUCAGCAAUUCAGCACACGGCAGAUAGUGCGGGACAGGAAGUCGAGCACAGAAACAAAAUAAAAAU